This is a messenger RNA of Auanema sp. JU1783, 1098 nucleotides long. The record is from the annotation of a GenBank genome assembly. NCBI's taxonomy places the organism in Eukaryota, Metazoa, Nematoda, Chromadorea, Rhabditida, Rhabditidae.
AUGUUUCGUAUAUGUCGUUUGCGAACGGUUUUCAAUGAAUUUUCAUUUUUAUCUUUCGUUGUUAUAGUUUUCAUAUACUGUUUAUAUAAAAAUAGAACAACCGACUAUAAAAUAACGGAAGAAAUCAAUUUGAAUCCUUUUGUUUCUGAAAACAUACACAAAAUAUCAGAAAAUAUUACCUUAUUAGUCGUGUUGGAUCAUUCAACUGACAUCAAUCAAUACAGUUUUCCACUCAAGACCAUUAAGUGCUAUGCUAAUUUACAUAAAUAUAACCUUUUAAUUGUGAGAGACGAUGAAUACUCCAGCUGCCAACAGAAAGACCCUAUGUUUCGCCGACACUGUAUCUCGGCAGAAGUUCUUCCAACCACUCAAUGGUUGCUCUUUUUGGACGCAGACAUAGCCAUUGCUAAUCCCAGCAGAUUAAUAGAAGAAUAUAUAGAUGAAAACUACGAUUUAACCUUUUAUGAUCGUUUUAUCUCAUGGGAAAUAGCAAUGGGAUCAUAUUUGAUCAGAAAUACACCAUGGUCUCGGCGAUUUCUGUCCGAGUUUGCUGAUUUCGAGUCCCAACUACCAAACAGCUUUCACGGCACUGAUAACGGAGCCAUUCAUGCAUUUCUUAUGACGAAAUCAAAUGUUUCCAAUGAGAAAAGGCAGAAAUGUCUGAGAGUUUGGUCGGAAUCAGUCAAUUUCUAUACGUUAUUCCUAUUUGAAUUAUGCGUUCGAAACGCAAUGGAAUAUAAUCUUAAUGAACAUAUAAGGAUAAUACCGAAAGGCAGAGGAUGGGUUCGAGACAUUUGGCUCACAUCUUCAAAAAUUAAUUUAGAAAGAGAUUUUAUGGUGCACGGCACGAAAACCAAAGACCGCAGAACUUAUCCGACGUCAAUAUUCGAUCAUUUCAGAACAUUCUUCAAUUCGCAGUUUGACUGGUAUCCUUUCCUGCUCAAUAAUUUGAAUAAUGAAGAUUGUUCUUAUGUCUAUGACGAAAGAUUGCUCUCAUCCAAAGAAAAUAUUGAAUUCAUACUUCGCUCAAUUCACAAAACUGUCGAAUAUCGACGUUCCAGAUCAUUCUUUGAUUUACAGAACUAUCGUUGGAAAUAA